AUGGUCAUUGUGAGAAGUAUUAAUAAUCAGCGGCCUGAAUCAGUUCCAGAAUGCGCUGGUCCAGAUGCCCAGCAAAGCAUGACGAAGAUCAACAGUAUAACCGUCAAAACCUCGGGACACAAGGAAGCGAUGAUAAGGGGUAACCGAAGGCAACUUAGUGAGACCUCAUCUAGUUGCGACCAGUCAACACGAUACGUCGAGGAGAUUGAAUUCUUCCGUGACAGGAUUACGGCCGUUCGCGAUAAGCAACUUGACCUGGAAAGACUGGCUGGAGAACUACGGAGUGAGAGGAACCUUUUGAAAUGCGAAUGCAGUAAGCUUCAAGAGCAGCUUGCCGUAACAGAAGCAGGUUAUGACACCACCAGAGAGGAGCCACAUAAAAAUUAUAUGAAUUGUAAACAUGGCAUGGUUGCGAUUGACCGCGUCGCAUAUUUCCAGCUGACAAUCGACAAGUUGAUGCAUGUAACACGGAGAGGUAUUCCGGAGAACGCUGCCAAUAGAGUCAAUAACGCGGGGAAAUUAGUUUUAUCGGCUGUCCACGACAUUCUCAGAGACUGUCGCGACUAUGCCUCUCGCCCUGAUGCGCUGAGCAUCAAGGCCGUUCGUUUAGAACUGGGGAUCUACAGCCAAAAACUUCUCGACGCUUGUAAGAGCUUUGCGGUCACCGUAGCGUCUAUUGCCGGUGGGGUUGAACGCCUAGAUGCGUUGAUAUUGUUAUCUAACGCAGCCGACCAGCUGACACAUGGCGUUAUGUCUCUCCUGAAGAUUGUCAAAAUACAUGGCAAUGUUCAUAACGAACCUGGUGACUCUCAGGUCAAUACUGGUGAAUCAGACAAACUGCAUAUCAAAAUCAGCGGCCAGGGUGAAUUGGAUGAAUUUAAUGGGACUGGCGACGAAGAACUCCCAACGCGCCAGCCACUGCGAGAUAUGGUGAGACAAGCUAUCGGGCCCCCAUCACCAUCAUCGGAUUGCGAUUAG
This is a messenger RNA of Metarhizium robertsii ARSEF 23, 978 nucleotides long. RefSeq lists its product as uncharacterized. Bases 1 to 978 code for a protein of 325 amino acids. The record is from RefSeq and is a predicted model, not a curated record. The transcript has a single exon. NCBI's taxonomy places the organism in Eukaryota, Fungi, Ascomycota, Sordariomycetes, Hypocreales, Clavicipitaceae.